Messenger RNA from Strongylocentrotus purpuratus (purple sea urchin), 3124 nucleotides. RefSeq names its product histamine H2 receptor-like. Lineage: Eukaryota; Metazoa; Echinodermata; Echinoidea; Camarodonta; Strongylocentrotidae. Bases 818 to 2035 code for a protein of 405 amino acids. Gene Ontology annotation, biological process: adenylate cyclase-activating adrenergic receptor signaling pathway. Gene Ontology annotation, cellular component: membrane. Gene Ontology annotation, molecular function: G protein-coupled receptor activity. The transcript is spliced from 2 exons. The record is from RefSeq and is a predicted model, not a curated record.
UUAUCAUUACCCCCCACACUGUUUGUUGACUGCAUCUGUCUGCGUCGGAAUAUAUCGUCUGCGCUCGCCAGGCGGUAGUGAAUUUCGUAAACUUGGAAUCUAAACGCCCCAUGUUAAUCGCGUAAAGAUCACUUUUGGAUCAGAUGCACAUAUGUUCACCAUGAUUGUGAGUUAUUUGUCAAAGUUAUUUUUCUCCUUGCUUUGGAGUAUCAUUUCGAUUCUCGGACGAUCAUCUUUACACGUGCCGUACGUUCACUAAGAACGAACGAUCCAAGAACGCCUUGAUUUUUAACAUGGUUGUCUGAAUAAAAGGAAACUGAUAUGUCUCACCUAUUGAAGGAUUGUGAUGUGAACUAGGAGGACUGAAAUAAGGAAAACUACCAAACAGCUGGAAUAUACCCCCAGGAUGGUAAUGGACUUGUCGAGGAAUACCUUGGAAAUAAGUACUACCGUUUUGAUUGGAUUUUUCAACGCACUACUGUUGAAAUGCAUUAUACGUGACGAAAUAUUUAAUUGAGGAUUGAACCAAUUACAUGCACUUGUUGCUGUAAAUAUUUGAUCAGGUAUGUUCUAACGUGACAUCUAGCCAGCUGGAUUGGCUAAAUCAAAAACGCGAGUGUGAUGUAAAAGGAACUCAGGUUGAAAUUCAGAACGUUUGGAACACCUUAGAAAAUGUUCACCUGUGCGCUACCUCAUCCGUUAUUAUAAUCUUGUGUCCGCUCCUACUCAUCGUUAUGGAAACGUUGGAGUUGGCGGUUAACGUCUUAGGCAACUUCUGGUUCCAGUGCUCCAUGGUUAGUAAGGUCCACCGGUAGCCAUGGAGAGUUUAGAUGAAUCUCUGAACGUCUCUGACACACAUCCCCAUAGUCCAUCUGCAACGCGUGUUCUUCUGGUCUGUUUCUUGUACCUGCCUUUUGCCGCUCUGACGGUGACGGGGAAUAUUUUUGUUCUUGUCGCGUACAAACGGGAUGAGAGGAUAAGGAAGAAUACAACCAAUACAUACAUCCUCAAUCUGGCCAUUGCUGACCUACUUGUGGGGAUGGUCAUGCUGAUUAACACACCAAUGUACGUCACUGACGAUUGGUAUUUUGGGAGAGUUUUUUGCAUCUUCGUCUGGGCGAUCGAUUUUACGUCAACCGACAUGUCAGUCAUCACCAUCAUCGCCAUCAGUCUGGAUCGAUACUUAAUGGUGAGGAAUACUAUUCGACAUCGUUUCCAUCAGUCGAGGAGGCGUAUAGCCCUGGCAUUCGUCGUUAUUUGGCUUCUGUGCCUUCUUAUUCACAUGUGUAUCGCAUUCAUUUACUCUGCAAGGACACAGUACAAGUACCUGGCAUAUCAAACGUGCAAUCUGGAAUAUAGGCGGAACAAGACUUUGGUUAUAUCUAUGUUCUUAGUAGAGUUUGUUGUACCUGUGACGUGCCUCUUUCUACUGAACACGAAAGUAUUUAUACACAUACAUCGGCAAGGAAGUAGGAUAAAACUACACCAACGCCAGAAAACGAAAACAGUUGAUUAUAAUAUUAACUUAGGAAAGGAUAAGGCGAGUGGACUUUACGAAACGAAUACAAUUCAUUUAACAUCAUACAGGGUGCUGUGUAUCCGAAAUGGAACAACUUACGAGCUACCAACUGGCGUGGACACAGCCGAUGGGUCGUCAUACGCGCAGACGAUACUAACGGUUGACCUCCGCGAGCAGACGCCCGCGCGUAGCAGAGACAAUGAAAUACGCGUCCAUCGAUUCGCGAGUGCGCAUUCGCGACACCACAAAGCAGCCAAACUUCUUACCGCCUUACUCAUCGUGUUUAUCAUUAGCUGGCUCCCGUACUAUAUUUAUGACUGCAUUGUUCUUAUAAAUGGAGAGGAACCAGCGGACGAGGUCGUGACCCAGGUAUUGACCUUUAUACUCUGGGGAAACUCUGCCAUUAAUCCCAUAUUGUAUGCUUUCACUAAUAUUCAUUACAAGCAGAAUUUCAUGCAGUUUCUACAUCUUAGGAAAGGAAUGCACGUCAUACAUGAAAGGCCUACGUAUCACUGACCAUUUCUCCAUUAGCUUAGUAGGCAAAAGGUUUACCAAAUUGAAAAUUAAGUAAUUUGACAGGGUAUUCAAUUAUUUCUACGCCAAAAGGAAAUGUAACAAUAUCAAUUCAUAAAACGCUGAUACUAUGCAUUUACAUCAUUCUACUGCGCUGCAAUAUUUCUUUCUGUGCUGAAAACUGUUAUAAGCUGUUAAAUGAAAAGAUAUGAUCUUAAGUUUUUAUUUUAACCUAUCUACAGUACUGUUGGUGAUUUGAUACUAUUCACAUACUCUUUCCAGUACUACUUUUAAAUAAAUACAUGUAUGUGCUAGAUGCAGCGAAGUACUUCUCUUUAUGACUUGUGACAAAUAAGUGUAAAUGCACAGCUUUUUAUAUUUUACCUGGAUAAAAUUUUUAAAUGUUGGUAAUUUGUAUUUCCAGAUUAUAAAAUUAUUAACAAAGUUCCUUUGCACAAAGCUCCUACAUUUCGUUGGUAAAGUGAUUAAGCUUCGUUUAAAAUGUUUUCCCGCCUUUCACAAACGCUUUAUGGCAGUUUGGGACAGUAUGGCUUUAAGAAUAAAUAUAUUUAAUAUCAUUACAAUCAAAUUUAAGAAAACAAAUUAUUCAUGUGAAUAGAUUUAAUCAUUCCUAGAAUGUACGUAUAUCAUGAGAACUAUGAUCCCAAUGCAUUACCAGUGUCUCAUGUGUACUACACCUGGGAGGUGUUUAACAAAGAUUAGGAUCGACUUUGGGUGGACUUGAACUAUGGCAGGCCAUUAAAACUACUGGUUGCUCUCACCAUUGGUCUGUCAAGGGACGUCAGAAUUCAUAUUUUGGAUACGUGAUUAUUGGAGGAAAAACAUUAUCUAAAGAUAAUAAUUUCUAAGAUUUCCUCCUCUAACUUUACAUAUCGUUCAAUACUUUUGAAGGGCAUAAAUCACCUGCCAUAGUUCAAGUCCAACUUAAGUUGAUAAUAGUCGUUGUGAAACACCCCCCCCCCCCCACAAUCCUUUCUAGUGUAGAAUGUAGCUUAAAUACAAGCACAUGACCUUAUUUAAGGGUAUGUGUUAAAUAUUGCCAUCUCUAGGCCAGAUUAAAAAAAGACGACA